Messenger RNA from Gossypium raimondii (Peruvian cotton), 1202 nucleotides. RefSeq names its product protein PYRICULARIA ORYZAE RESISTANCE 21. The transcript has 3 exons. The coding region runs from base 138 to 896 and encodes 252 amino acids. Gene Ontology annotation, molecular function: metal ion binding. NCBI's taxonomy places the organism in Eukaryota, Viridiplantae, Streptophyta, Magnoliopsida, Malvales, Malvaceae. The record is from RefSeq and is a predicted model, not a curated record.
AAAUUCCCUUUAACGUAAGCUUUUAAUUUAUAUAUAUAAGCCUCUCUAAGGAUCAGCCUUUCGCUCUCUUAGUAGUAUUUUCUAACACCUUUGCAUUUGCUUCUUUCCUUUUCACACCAGAUCUGGGGAUCCAAGCUAUGGCUGAAAAGGUGACGAUAAUGGUGCUGAAGGUCGACCUUCAGUGCAGUAAAUGUUACAAGAAGGUCAAGAAAGUGCUCUGUAAAUACCCUCAAAUACGAGACCAGAUGUACGAUGAAAAGGCUAAUACGGUGACCAUCACGGUGGUAUGCUGUAGCCCGGAGAAGAUCAGGGACAAGUUAUGUUACAAAGGUGGUGGAUCCAUCAAGAGCAUUGAACUCAAGUCGCCGGCGAAACCCAAGGAACCGGAGAAGAAACCCGACAAACCAAAAGAAGCUGAGAAGAAGCCGGAAAAACCCAAAGAAGCUGAGAAGAAACCGGAAAAACCCAAAGAAGCAGCUGAGAAGAAACCGGAAAAACCCAAAGAAGCUGAGAAGAAACCGGAAAAGCCCAAAGACGGUGAGAAGAAACCGGAGAAGCCUAAAGAGGCGGCGGCGGAGAAAAAGCCUGAUAAACCGAAAGAGGCAGCGGCUGCGCCGCCACAGAAGGUUGCGGAACCUGCUGCAGCUGCUCCUUUACCACCGAUGGCGUAUGCAGUUGGGUAUACUUGCUCCGAAGGUUAUUAUAAUGGCUAUGGUGGAGGACCUAGCUAUUAUGGUGGACCACCCCAACAACCGUUCCCAUGUUACGAGACUUACGGUAGGCCCGUUUAUGACAGCUGGGGCGGCGGCGGCGGUGGCGGUGGCUACUACAGGUACGGCGGGCGUACAGGUGAAUGUUUUAGUGAAGAAAACCCACAAGGUUGCUCGAUCAUGUAAAAAAACCGCGGGAAUUUGCUGCUGAAAGCAAUAUAUAGCUGAAUUUGAUAUACUGUAAUAGUAAUAAUAAAUUCUCUUGUUUACUGGUGUAUGAAUCUGGGGGAGUCAUUUUGUGGAUUUUUAUUUAUUUCUAGUUUUAUUGAGUUUAUAAAAGUCGUAAAGAUCAUUAACAAGGUUGGUGGCGUUGGUUGUGGCGGCGACAACGGCUGCGGUAGUGGUGGUGGGUGUGCUCCAGGCUUGCAAAAAGUUUGUUUACCAUAGUUUUAAAAUUUAAUAAAUAAAAAUGAUGUAUCUUUUUAUCUGUCA